CCUGAGGAAGGCAGGGGGCGGCGCGGCACUGCCGGGGACCCCGCUGCUCCUCUUCCUCCUCGCCUUCUCCAUGUCUGCUUGCAAAGGUGUACCGAUGCCAUUCCAAGCACUUGACACAGAUGAGGAUUUGCAGCUGUGGAAAGAGAUAGAUGAUGCAUGUUCUGCCUACCUGUCCAGAGGUUCUCAGCCUCAGGCAUCCAGCACACUGGAAGAACUUUGUUUUUUGGUCACAGGAUUUCUCCAGAAACCACAGGGUGUAGAUGAAAAAGACAACACUAAAAGGUUCUUAUUUCAUUAUUCUAAGACUCAUGACUCAGGCAACUCAGACAUCAUGUCGUCUGUCCUGCAUCCCUUGCUGCAGCUCGUUCCCCAGCUUAAUGAGAGAAGGCUGAAGAGACACAAAGUGGACGAAGAUCUUCAAGGACCUGGAGGGGUUCAAAGUAGAGGCUAUUUUUUCUACAGGCCACGCAAUGGAAGGAGAUCAGUGGAUUUUCACUAA
Messenger RNA from Merops nubicus (carmine bee-eater), 499 nucleotides. It is a transcript of the gene NMU, whose product is annotated as neuromedin U. The annotation marks the transcript as partial. The record is from RefSeq and is a predicted model, not a curated record. Gene Ontology annotation, biological process: regulation of smooth muscle contraction. Gene Ontology annotation, molecular function: neuromedin U receptor binding. The transcript has 9 exons. Lineage: Eukaryota; Metazoa; Chordata; Aves; Coraciiformes; Meropidae.